AUGCGCCAUCCCCACCUUCGGUGUCAUGACACUUGGCAAAGCCGGGGUCGAAGCAGGCGGGUAUCGAAUCUCAGCGACGUGAACAAUAUUCUAGAUGCAUUCCAGUCGCGCGGCUGCGACGAAAUUGACACUGCCCGUAUUUACGGUGGCGGUUCGGCUGAGGAGACUCAUGGACACCAAUUAUACCCCCAAAAGGGUAAGAAUAUGCCAGUGGAUACCACCAUAUACUCAGAUCACCCCGGAAAUGUGAGACGGGAUCAUUUUGAUAGUCUCAAGGUCCUGAACACUAGUAACCUGGAUCGAACUAUGCCUUUUGAUGCCCUACGCGAAGUGAGCAUCUUAUACAAGGGGGGGUAUUUUAACAUCUUCAGAAUCAGGAAUUAUAUAUUGAGGGAUCAGCCAUCUGCGAGUUCUGCGAGCGCCACGGCAAGUGGCUUCCUUACGUCAAGGUACCAGCGCGAUAUCAAAGAGGACGAGUACGAGAGUGGCUCACGGUUCGAUCCGAAGCGGUGGCAAGGCAAGCUGGAUCAGGGACGCUACUUGAAUAGCUUCCGCACUGGUGUUCUGGACAUCUGUAGGCCCGUCACUAGGAAGCAUGGCUUAACUAAGGCCAAGUUUACAGCUAUCAGCGCGAAGAGUGCGAAGCAGUUAGAGCAGAAUCUCGGGGAUCUGGAAAAGGUACCGGCGCUGGAUGGCAUAUUAGAGGCUCCGGGAGCUGCAUGGUUCCAUGUCAAGGGUAUCGUUCUGAAGUACUUCCAUUAG
Lindgomyces ingoldianus is the source of this 762-nucleotide messenger RNA. RefSeq lists its product as uncharacterized. Lineage: Eukaryota; Fungi; Ascomycota; Dothideomycetes; Pleosporales; Lindgomycetaceae. The record is from RefSeq and is a predicted model, not a curated record. The transcript is spliced from 4 exons. Bases 1 to 762 code for a protein of 253 amino acids.